CCAACCACCUUCCAAAUGUCUUUAGUUCCUUUCUUUAUUUACUUUCACAGCUUAAGCAUCCUCUUCCAACUCUCUCUAUAUAAAUCUUCCUAAACCCUCCCCAUUUUCUGCGAGUACUGCCCACUUCUUUUAUCUCCACAAAAAAAAAAAACACAAUUCUCAGGCUCAAAUGGCUUCAUCUUCUCUUGCAAUUUCUCCAAGAAAGCUUCGAUCAGAUCUAUACGCCUAUUCUUACCAGAAUGACUCGAAUACCCCAUUAGUCAUAUCUGUUCUUUCUUCCCUGAUUGAGAGAACCAUGGCUAGGAAUGAAAGAAUUGCGAGAAGCUGCAGUUGGGCAUUAUCAAAAGAUAUUAGAAGUGGAGUGUUUGAUUGCUAUGAGACUCCAGACAUGACAAUUCAAUCUUAUCUUGAAAGAAUUUUCCGAUACACUAAAGCUGGACCCUCUGUUUAUGUUGUUGCUUAUGUUUACAUUGAUCGGUUUUGCCAAGCCAAUCCUGGAUUUAGAAUCAACGCCAGAAAUGUACAUAGGCUUCUCAUCACAACAAUCAUGGUCGCUUCUAAAUAUGUAGAGGACAUGAAUUAUAGGAAUUCUUAUUUCGCAAGAGUUGGAGGAUUAAAUACGAAGGAGCUGAAUAAAUUGGAGGUUGAAUUUUUAUUCUUGAUGGGUUUCAAAUUGCAUGUGAAUGUGAGUGUUUUUGAGAGCUAUUGUUGCCAUUUAGAAAGAGAAGUGAGUAUUGGAGGAGGCUAUCAUAUAGAGAAAACUUUGAGAUGUGCAGAGGAAAUCAAAUCAAGGCAAAACGAACACAAAAGAUAUAUCAAUCAAAUUGCAAGAAUUAUGUUGUAGACUAUAAUUCUCUUUUUUUUAAUUUUGCCUGUCGUUUUAGGAGAAUGGGUAAUUCUUAUGUACAGUACAGAUUGAAAUGUAUAAAUAUGUGUGAUGGUUUCCUGGGAUUUUAGGCUUUGCUCAAACCAGCGAUGUAUAACUAUUCGGGUUCUUACUUUUCACAGAAGGAAAUGUUUCACCUGUUAGGAAUUGUGGCUUUUA
Molecule: messenger RNA, 1045 nt
Organism: Jatropha curcas
Lineage: Eukaryota; Viridiplantae; Streptophyta; Magnoliopsida; Malpighiales; Euphorbiaceae
Product: cyclin-U2-2
Biological process (GO): regulation of cyclin-dependent protein serine/threonine kinase activity
Molecular function (GO): protein kinase binding
Source: RefSeq, a predicted model, not a curated record